Messenger RNA from Branchiostoma floridae (Florida lancelet), 2039 nucleotides. Its product is annotated as zinc finger protein 615-like. The transcript has 2 exons. The coding region runs from base 249 to 1775 and encodes 508 amino acids. Gene Ontology annotation, molecular function: RNA polymerase II transcription regulatory region sequence-specific DNA binding; DNA-binding transcription factor activity, RNA polymerase II-specific. NCBI's taxonomy places the organism in Eukaryota, Metazoa, Chordata, Leptocardii, Amphioxiformes, Branchiostomatidae. The record is from RefSeq and is a predicted model, not a curated record. Gene Ontology annotation, biological process: regulation of transcription by RNA polymerase II. Gene Ontology annotation, cellular component: nucleus.
AGUUACCUCUUUGCUCUUUUUAACAUUACACAGUAGAUGUAUCUUCCUAUUUCUAUCAACAUACUUUCUUACAUCAUACUAACACCAUGACUAUCCGUUGGGUAAUCAGUGAGCUUGACCUUUGAUAACCUUUGACCUAAGCACCCUUUCCGUGUCAGCCAUUGUUCUUCGAGCUCCAGAACCACAAGACUUCGAAGGAAGAAAUCCUUUCACCUGCCUUCCCUCAUACGAUGCGGGUAUAAACCAGCAUGUCCAUACAACAGGAGUUCAUCUGUGGCCUCUCUCGCGAGGUGACCAUAGCAGUCCUCCCCAGACUGAACAUGGAGGAGCUGAUAUUUGAACUCAACAGAAGGAUUCAAAACCUGGACGAAGAAAACAGCAUCAAGGACAGACUGGUCAGUAUCCUUAGGGACGUGAUGUUGGAGGAAUACCGUCAGAUGGAAAAUAGGUCGGUGGCAAAAGAUGGAUUUCCAAAUCAAACCAUUGGGCCUGCACAUGAACAUGAACAGGAUACAGAAACGAUGCAAGAGAACGGUCUGACCGAAUACACUGAAACAGGGCCAACAAACAUGUUAGGUCCUGAUGAUGCCUCACAGCAGAGCUCUGGGCCAGACAGUGUUAUCAACACUGAAAACAGUGAUGCAAGUGGAGAAGUGCCAAUGAUCACAAAUGAACCCGAGUCUAAUACAAACCAGAUACAGCUGACUGUUUCACAACAUAAGCAACUUUUUGACACACCCAUUCCAGGUCCGGCAGCACUUCCUUGUUAUGAUACCUCUCUGACACAAAAGGAUGCCACAGCAGACUCUCGUAUUAAAGAAGAAGACUUUGCUACGACAACUGAGGAAGACACUUCUACAUUACGUUCGCAGUUACUUGAUACAAUUAAUCCGUGGAGUAAUUUUUACACAGAGAAACCCUUGGAGAGACAGCAAACCUAUGAGGAAACACAAUUGGCUUCUUGUCAGUCGAUUACAGAUCACAGUGGCGUGCACAUAAAGUUGGAAACCCAUGUGUCCGAGGAUGAUCAAAUCGACCUAAUCUCUCAACUGUCCAACCUGGAUCAUCCUGAACAUUAUGUGGAUGACAGGGGGACUGGUUUCUCAAAUGGCGGACCAGAAGAACGUGGAAAAGAUAGUAUUAAGGAAGCCCCUUUGGUUUCUUGUGAACCGACUCCAGAACAAGAGCCCCUCAUUCCUGACAAUGACUCACGAAUCGAUUCUAAACACUACGUGUGUGACGUAUGCGGAUUCCAAACGCCAUCUGCACAGAAACUGUCCAAGCAUAGGCAACGUCACAAAGGAGAAAAACCUUUCAUGUGUGGCGAAUGUGGUUACAGGGCAUACCACAGAUGUUGGCUUGUUGAACACAUGAAAACACACACUGGCGAAAAAACAUUCAACUGCAAUCAUUGUGACUACAAGGCGUCAUGUAAAAGAAAUCUAGUCGAUCAUAUCAUGAUGACACAUAUGAAACAAACAGAUGCAAAACAUUACAGAUGUGAAAUCUGUGGCUACCAGUCCGACCGAUACUCACACAUUGAGACACAUAUGAUGCGCCACGCUGGUGUGAAACCCUAUAAAUGUGAGAUAUGUGACUACAGAACUACUUACAAGGGCGAUCUUGUUAAACACAGGAGGCGUCACACCGGUGAGAGACCCUACAGUUGUAAAGAGUGUGACUACAAAGCAACUGUCCAGAGCAGCCUGAUCACGCAUAUCAGAAAGAAACACCAGCGGAACUCUCAGUUAAAAACCAGAAACAACAAGUCAUAAAGAAUGAUUAUACAAUUGUUCAUGAUUCAAGCAUAAGACAUUGCUGUGAAUAUUGAGAUAGCAUCAUGUAUUCUAAGUUUAAUUUAUAUUAAGUGCAAAGUUUGUGUCUGUAUAUGUACUAUACUUUGAGUGGUAAAGAGAAGCAAAACCCUGAUGCUGUAUGUCUUUGUGCGAACAUGAAAUAGUUAUUAUCAGACUAAGAACUGUUGCUGUGGGCUUUUGAUAAAUGGGGUAAUACCCCCCUCACAUUAUGUGUGAUUCGAU